Messenger RNA from Centropristis striata (black sea bass), 2417 nucleotides. RefSeq names its product isocitrate dehydrogenase [NADP], mitochondrial-like. Gene Ontology annotation, cellular component: COPI vesicle coat; endoplasmic reticulum; COPII-coated ER to Golgi transport vesicle. The transcript is spliced from 14 exons. Gene Ontology annotation, biological process: endoplasmic reticulum to Golgi vesicle-mediated transport; intracellular protein transport; isocitrate metabolic process. NCBI's taxonomy places the organism in Eukaryota, Metazoa, Chordata, Actinopteri, Perciformes, Serranidae. Bases 229 to 2016 code for a protein of 595 amino acids. Gene Ontology annotation, molecular function: magnesium ion binding; NAD binding; isocitrate dehydrogenase (NADP+) activity. The record is from RefSeq and is a predicted model, not a curated record.
CUCGUGGCUGUAACUUGUUUAAAAAUAGCUUGUCUGACAUUUAGAGAUCACCGUCUAACUUGUUUGACGAUAUUUAACGUUUGAUAACAUUGGCCUAAUUUAUUACCAAAAAAUAAACAAACCUGCCCCGGAAGUGCUCCGUGCUCGUGCCACGUCAGAGCUACAAAAGUGUCCCCAUCCCCACUCCACAGUCUGUGCAGCUUUCUGCGGGUACUUCUUGCUGUCACCAUGCUGCUGAGCCUGGGACUGAGCUGUCUGCUGCUCAAUGUGUUUGUGGUGUUUGGGACUGAGCUCACAUUCGAGCUGCCUGACAACGACAAGCAAUGUUUCUACGAGGAACUAGAGAAGGACGUGAAGUUUGACAUAGACUUCCAAGUAAUUUCAGGAGGCAACUAUGAUGUGGACUGCUUUGUCACUGAUCCUCAACAAAAUGUCUUGUACAAUGAGAAGAAGAAGCAGUAUGACAGCUUCUCUCACACUACGGGUAUGAAGGGAGUCUACAAGGUCUGCUUCAGCAAUGAGUUCUCCACUUUUACACAUAAAACGGUGUACCUGGAGUUCCGCCAUGGAGAUGAGGAACCUCUCAUCCAGAGCAUGACUGGAGUGACUGCACUGACUCAGUACAACAUAACAAUUCUCAUUUUUCAAGUAAAUAUGGCGGGUUACCUUAAAGCUCUGACCACCGUGUCGAGAAGUGCAGCCGCUGCUCUGUCGCAGAACCCCGCAGCGCUCUCACCAGCCGCCGUCUGCCAUCACAGACUGCAACAGAGGAACUAUGCCACAAGGCGCAUCAAGGUGGACCAGCCUGUGGUGGAGAUGGACGGAGAUGAGAUGACUCGCAUCAUAUGGGAGUUUAUCAAAGAGAAGCUCAUCCUGCCCAAUGUUGAUGUUGAGCUGAAGUACUUUGACCUGGGUCUGCCCUACCGUGACCUGACAUCAGACCAGGUCACCAUAGACUCUGCUCUGGCAACAAAUAAAUACAACGUGGCUGUCAAGUGUGCCACCAUCACCCCAGAUGAGGAACGCGUUGAGGAAUUCAAGCUAAAGAAGAUGUGGAAGAGUCCUAAUGGAACCAUCAGGAAUAUUUUGGGAGGGACUGUUUUCCGUGAGCCAAUCCUGUGCAAAAACAUUCCUCGUCUUGUUCCCGGUUGGACACUACCCAUAACAAUCGGCAGACAUGCUUUUGGGGAUCAGUACAGGGCCACAGACUUUGUUGUUGACCAGCCUGGCAAGUUCAAGAUGGUGUUUGCCCCAGCUGAUGGAAGCAAGCAGAAGGAGUGGGAGGUGUAUGACUUCCCUGCAGGGGGCUGUGGGAUGGGAAUGUACAACACAGAUGAGUCCAUCAGUGGAUUUGCUCACAGCUGCUUCCAGUACGCCAUCCAGAAAAGGUGGCCUCUGUACAUGAGCACCAAGAACACCAUCCUCAAGGCCUACGACGGGCGCUUCAAAGACAUUUUCGAGGAGAUCUAUGAGCAGAAGUACAAGCCAGAGUUUGACAAGCUGAAGAUUUGGUAUGAACACCGUCUCAUUGAUGACAUGGUGGCCCAGGUCCUGAAGUCCUCUGGAGGAUUUGUUUGGGCCUGUAAGAACUACGAUGGAGACGUGCAGUCAGACAUUCUGGCUCAGGGUUUUGGUUCUCUUGGUCUCAUGACAUCAGUGCUAGUGUGCCCUGAUGGAAAGACUAUUGAGGCAGAGGCCGCCCAUGGCACCGUCACCAGGCACUACCGUGAACACCAGAGGGGGAGACCAACCAGUACCAACCCCAUCGCUAGCAUCUUUGCUUGGACCCGAGGAUUGGAGCACAGAGGCAAACUGGACGGAAAUCCUGAUUUGAUAAAGUUCUCCCAGACGUUAGAACAAGUGUGUGUGGCAACUGUGGAAAAUGGAGUGAUGACCAAGGACCUUGCAGGCUGCAUCCACGGCCUGGCCAACUGCAAGCUAAAUGAACAUUAUGUCAACACAUUGGACUUCCUGGAUGCGAUCAAGACCAACUUGGACAAAUCUCUGGGCAAAUGAAGAGCAAUCGGAAGACAUGGUUGUAAAUUCUCGACUGACAAACCCUGUUUUUUAACUCGUUUCUACCUUUUGUUUGUAUGAAUCUUUGUUUUUGAAGGAACCAAGUUUGCUAUUUUCCGUGCCAUUUUUUUUGUAUUUGUAUAGCUCACUGGCACACAACUGUGCUCAUGUUCCUCAGCCUUUCCUGUUUCCAACCAUCCACUUUUGUAUUGCUCAAUAAGUGAUUGUACAGAAUAAAUUAAUAUGAAUGCUAAUGUUAACUUAUAAUGGCAAUUUCAAAUACAUUUUAAUUUAAUUAGAAAGUAUCUUCAGGGAACAGUUUGUACAAACAAGGACAAAAACAACUUGUUUUGCACUAUUGUCAUAAAUAUUAAAAAGCAAUAGUGAAAAUCACUCUGUAA